Thalassophryne amazonica is the source of this 818-nucleotide messenger RNA. RefSeq names its product apolipoprotein C-II (gene apoc2). The transcript is spliced from 4 exons. Gene Ontology annotation, molecular function: enzyme activator activity. Lineage: Eukaryota; Metazoa; Chordata; Actinopteri; Batrachoidiformes; Batrachoididae. Gene Ontology annotation, biological process: lipid transport; lipid metabolic process. Bases 199 to 504 code for a protein of 101 amino acids. The record is from RefSeq and is a predicted model, not a curated record. Gene Ontology annotation, cellular component: chylomicron.
CACCAGCGCGGCAUUUAUCUCACCCACAGUGCACUUUGGCUCCAGAAGGACAAGAAGACAAGUCAACACAUUGACGCUUCUAUAUAAACAGGGCGGCCUAGUGCAGUCUGUUUAUUUCGCCACAGCAAUUUCUGCAGAGGAAUACAUGGAGGAGGACAGGUAAAUGUCAGCGCUCUGUUGUCUCACAGGGUUGACAACAUGAACAGGCUGUUGGUCGUCACCGUGCUGUUCACCCUCCUUGCUCUCGGUGCUGAAAGUUUCCGACUGCCCAGGCAGGUAGAAGAAGAGGAGGAGCAGGAGGGAACACUGUCCGUGAUCACAGGUACCCUAAAAUCCUACUACAACUCUGCUGUCAACACUGCCUCUGGAUACGUGAAAAACAUCAAGGAUAUGCAGCUGGAUAAGCAAGCAAUUAAGGCUUAUGAAGACACCACCUCGGCUGCCAAAAUCUACUUUGGAAUUAUGCAAGACCAACUUUAUCACUUUUUUUUACCACAAAAUUAAACACUGCGAACAUGUCUCACCCCAAAACUGAAAUAACAUGGACCCAGAAUCCUUCUGCCACUACACUUGUGAAUGAAGACAACCCGUCCCUCAAAAGGCUAAAAUAACAAUUGUGACUAUCAGCGGGAAAGUGGAUCAAAUAUCAGUGAGGACCAGAAAAGGAGCACACAAUGUCCAACAAAUAUAGCUUCAAAAACAACUACACGUCUAUCACCACCUGGUGGUGAAUGCUUGUCUCGAACUCAAUGUCAUCAUGUCUGUGAAUACAUUUAAAUAUUUGUGUCAUAUCUUGCAAUAAAAUAUUUAUACAAAAA